AUGCCUCAGAUCACGGAAAUCUUCUUGGACUGUGACAACACCUUGGUCCUCUCGGAAGAGCUGGCCUUCGAGGCCUGUGCCGAUCUUGCCAAUGAAAUCCUCGAGAAGAAGGGCCUUCCCGAUCGCUACACAGGCGAACAACUCAUCAAGGACUUUGUCGGUCAGAACUUCCGCGGCAUGAUGCUCUCCCUGCAGGACAAAUACAACUUCAAGUUGGAGCCCGAUGAGCUUGAGGCCUAUGUCAAGAAGGAGGAAGACAAGGUGAUUGCCAAGCUGGAAGCCAAGGCCAAACCUUGCGUUGGCGCUACCGAGGAAUUGAUCAAGCUCUACGAGUCGAAGAAAUACGGUCUGGCUGUGGUCUCAUCCUCUGCUUUGCGUCGGGUACAAGCCUCUAUCAAGAAGGUUGGCCAGGACCAAUACUUUGAUGCCGACAGGGUAUUCAGCGCAGCUAGCUCCCUCCCCAAGCCCACGUCUAAGCCUGACCCUGCCAUCUACCUGCAUGCGCUGGACUAUGUGAAGAAGACUGCUGGCGAGACUGUUGCAGUUGAGGACAGCAAAUCGGGUGCCCUUGCUGCUAUCCGUGCCGGUAUCUGGACGAUCGGGUAUGUCGGCAGCUACAACGGCAAGGAAAUGCAGGAGGAGAUGAGCGCCCGCCUGAUGGAUCUUGGAGUGCACAUCAUCAUGAAUGACUGGGCUGAGUUUGAGAGAUGCAUGACAUUCGUCGAGAACUUGCCUCCCAAGACAGAUCCUCAGUCCAGCCUGUGA
This is a messenger RNA of Penicillium pulvis, 765 nucleotides long. Its product is annotated as HAD family hydrolase. Bases 1 to 765 code for a protein of 254 amino acids. The record is from RefSeq and is a predicted model, not a curated record. The transcript is spliced from 2 exons. NCBI's taxonomy places the organism in Eukaryota, Fungi, Ascomycota, Eurotiomycetes, Eurotiales, Aspergillaceae.